Molecule: messenger RNA, 3594 nt
Organism: Xyrichtys novacula (pearly razorfish)
Lineage: Eukaryota; Metazoa; Chordata; Actinopteri; Labriformes; Labridae
Source: the annotation of a GenBank genome assembly
AGUACUUUUAUUGUGAAAUUUCAAACCGGAAGUAUUAGCGGCGGCGCUUUGGCUCGGCUCACGCAGUUCCGUUCUUUGCAGCCCCGAAGCUAGGCUAUGUAAGAGGAUGCCGUCGAUGGAAUACGACGAGUGAGUUUUAUUAUGAGUUUUAAAGCAAUUUAUAUGUUCUGUUGGCAUUUUAUUUAUCUGAUAUUGCAUAUCUUUCCAGCUCCAAGCCCAGCUGGGCAGACCAGGUCGAGGAAGAAGGAGAUGAAGGUAAAGAGUUUGUCAGUUAGCUUCUGUCACAGGAGGAGGCCGUUUAGGCGGCUUUCACUUCCACGUGGUUCCUCAUCUUAUAAAAUGUAUCCACUAUUUGUGUAAAUUAUAACUUUUUAUAUAGGGGCACGAGUCAAAGACCUUUGUGACUGUCAUUAAACAUCGAUGAAGAAGUAGAAUAUGGUGUCCACAGAUGUAACGGUCUGUUGACAGUGGCCUGUUCCCGGCUAAAGAGAACUAGCACAGGGCUAACCGGCGCAUUAAUAACCUGUGUGUUAAUGUCAAUAAAAACACGAAUGUAAUCGCUUCCUGAGAGUGUUACUUAUGUUAAAGCUGUUGUAUUAAACGGCAUUAGAUUUCCCUUAUUAUGCUAGAUGUUAUAUGUGUUUGAACCACAGAUCAGAUCUUCAUUGUUUCUGCUAACGAUAGUGUUGACAGCAUACGGAAAACCAAAUGAUAAUAAUCAUAUAAAGUCCACUGUUUCUGGCUUAUUUUUUAAUAUGUUACUUAAACCUUUUUUUUCAGGCACACUACCACCCCCGAAAGAAACCAUCAAAGGAAACAUUAAAACCAUAACGGAAUAUAAAAUCGAUGAUGAUGGGAAGAAGUUCAAGGUAAUUUAAGAUUUAUUGAAUAAUACGCUUCAUCUGUUAAAAUUCCUUACAGUUCUGUCUUUUACACAACUGCAUCACUUCUCUAGCAUAAAUUUUGUCUGUAUAGUAGACACAUAUUCGCCCAAGAUCAGACUCAAGAGUGUUGUUUUUUUUCUGGUCUAAAUUUUUACCAGUUGAAAGUUCAGAUUUGCAAUUUUACUUGACAGCACAGGACACAUUCACUCUUUACUUUGAAUUGAAUAGAUGUACUGUCGCAAUCUUAAUUAAGCAAGUGAUUCAAUGUAGAAAUCUAACUAUGGACAAUAAGUAGGUAGGUAGUAACUGAGAACUAGGGCCCGACCCAUAUGGAUUUUUGGGGGCCGAUGCCAGUACCGAUUAUUAGGGCGAUUACCGAUUAAUCGGCCGAUUUUUUUACAAUUUUUUAUGAAGUAAAAUAAAUUUAUAUGUGUGUGUGUAUAUAUAUAUAUGUGUGUGUGUGUGUGAGUAUAUGUAUAUGUAUGUGUACUGUAGAUAUCUACAGUGUAUAUAUAACCAACAAUACAAUAUACAACCAACAAGACUAUACAAGAAUAAUAGUGGAAAGCAUGUUCAUUUACUUUAUCUGAUUUGAAGAGUAUAUAUAUAUAUAUAUAUAUAUAUAUUGAAGUACUGAUAAUUGUAUAAAGAGAAUGUAUCUGUAUAAUGUACUCGAUGUAUGGUGUAAGGGGUAGGUCUUUAUAAGCAUUGCUUCUGCCUACAUCCUUUCGGUGAUAUUAUACCGAAAUAAAUAAAUCAUUCAUCCAUUCAUUCAAUUAAUUCUCACUGAUAACCACUUAGUAGCACUGACGUUGCAAAAGCAGACCUUAAUAACAGUGGAAAACAGACGUAUAACUUUGAGUUAUUCCUUAAUUUCUGUAUGUUUUGUACUAAAAAUUGUCUGUUCUGAACAUAUUUUUAUACCUUUUUCAUUAAGUGAACCAUUUAGACCUGUUCAGUGAAAGCCAUUAUUACAUUUGCUUUAUUUUUCUCUCUGCAGAUUGUGCGCACUUUCAAGAUCGAGACACGGAAAGCCUCUAAAGCUGUUGCCAGGAGAAAGGUUGGCUUUCAAAUGAAAAGAUGUCAAAGACUUUGGGUUAAGAUGGAUGUUUACAUUCUCUUCAUCUCUCCUUUCAGAACUGGAAGAAGUUUGGAAACUCUGAGUUUGAUGCACCAGGUCCUAAUGUUGCCACCACAACAGUCAGCGAUGAUGUCUUCAUGACUUUCAUCUCAAGCAAAGAGGUGAGAAUUUGUGGCAAGCUGAAAUAUUUUGUGCUACUACUGACUGAUAUAUAUUAGGCGCACAAGUUCGGUUGGACUCAUUUUCUCAUCUCAUCAUCAUUUCCUCAGGACUUAAACGCUCAGGACCAAGAUGAGGAUCCUAUGAAUAAACUCAAAGGACAAAAAAUUGUGUCUUGCCGUAUUUGCAAAGGCGACCACUGGACCACCCGCUGUCCAUACAAAGACACUCUGGGCCCAAUGCAGAAGGAGCUGGCCGAACAGCUCGGACUUUCCACUGCAGACAAGGAAAAGCCUGCUGGCUCUGGUACCAUCGGAACACCUUUCACGUUAUCAGACCCAGAGAUAUGUAUCAUGGUCCACUGUUAGAAAUAGUGGAUGGCUGUUCCUAAAUCUGUGACUGAUGUUGCCUUCCUGUCCUCUCUUUGACCAGCGGAACCAGAGCCUGUACAGCCAGCGCAGAGCAAGACUGGGAAAUAUGUGCCCCCGAGUCUGAGGGAUGGAGGCACUCGAAGAGGGGAGUCCAUGCAGCCUAACCGGAGGGGUGGGUAAAAGUUUGAGCAACGAAACCCAGUUUAAACCCAGAAAAGAAUCACUCAGUAUUAUUAACAUAUGUUUGCACAUUACAGCUGAUGACAAUGCUACCAUUCGUGUUACAAAUCUGUCUGAGGACACCCGUGAGACAGAUCUGCAGGAGCUCUUCAGACCAUUUGGCUCCAUUUCAAGGAUCUAUCUGGCCAAAGACAAGAACACUGGCCAGUCAAAGGUAAGCGUCGCCUUCAUGAAAGAAUUACAUCCAUAUAUAUGAUCUUUAUAUUUACCAAACUAAUAAUUUUUUGGAGUAAAACGAACAGUGAAACUUAUUUGAAAGACCAAGAAAAUUCAUCCAUGGACUCAUUUGUUCCUGCAGGGAUUUGCUUUCAUCAGCUUCCACCGUCGGGAGGACGCAGCCAGAGCCAUUGCUGGAGUGUCAGGAUUUGGAUAUGAUCAUCUUAUUCUCAAUGUUGAAUGGGCCAAGUAAGUGCUUGUUAGCUCUGUGAAAUAAGUGACAGCGUGCUGAUAACUGCUGGUGCUGAUAAUGUUUUCUUUUCUUUUCAGACCUUCAAACAACUGAGGAAUACACGAGAAUAAAUUCCAGGAUGCUGCCAGAUUUUAUUGUUGAAAUAAAAUAUGGUUGUUGCCUAAAUAAAGAGAAUCAGUGUUGAUACUUUUUCUUGUUCAACUUUCUAACUUUUACAACUCAUAGAGGAACUUCUCUUGUUUCUAAUAUGUCGUUUCUUGAAUGGGUAGAUUACUGUUCAAUUGAGGACUUAGUAUGUUGAGAUGACCAUCUUUGUUAAGGUUGGAUUUUGAAAAAACUCAUGUUUGGCUAAAAAAGUUCAAAUGUGGAAACUGAGGAUCCUUUGUCGGCUGUCAUGAUUGGCUUUUAGCUGCUCUUGCAAGUGUUCCAAAAUAAAACUAAUAAACCACU